AUGCAUCCGUCCUUCCUGACCUCCGGCAUUAUCGAUCUGCUCGAGGUCGACCAGCGCCCGUCCUUCAUCGUCGCUCUAACCCCGCACCCGCCCACCAUCGUUUACACGAAUCCCGCCCUCGAUGCCGAUGCCCGCCUCCAGGACGCCAUCACCACCCGCAAGCCCAACAAUGUCCAGCUGUGGGAAUGGCUUACAGACCUGCCCGGUGCCCAGGCAGCCGCCAACUUCUUCUUCAUGAACAUUUACUGGACCCGUACCAUCGUCCGCCCUGACAUGGUCGUUGUGGGCGCAAACGACCAACCGCCCUCCUCUGAACCACCGCGAAAUAUUCGGGUCGACGAGGCCUCGCCUGUCGGAAGCAUUGUCCCUCCCCCGGUGCGCCUGAUUCCCGUUGAAGAUGAUGCGCCCGAGUCUAUCCAGACAACUGCUGCUACCACGGCUAGUACCACCACCAUUGCGGCUACCCCUGCAGUACCAUCUUCAACAUCCUCGCUGAGCCUGGCACCUCCCGACUACAUGUUACUUAGCCGGACAAGAUCUGGACCGCCAACUCUUCCUUUGGGCUCGGUCGAGUACCCACUGGCUUCCCCAGAGAUGAUCCAAUCUCUCAAGCGUUCGACUACGGACCCGGGUUGGAUUCUACCAGAUAUUUUGCCAGAAACACGGUCAUUCCUCGAAGUAAUACACAGUGUCGAUUGGGCCGCAACACCACUGGGUCCCAUGAAAGACUGGCCCCCAACUUUGGAGCAGACCUUCCACCAAAUACUCGCUGACAGUCGCCCCAUUGCCAUCUACUGGGGCACCAACUACGUGACCCUCUACAACGAGGCAUUCAGCAAGCUAUGCGGUUCGAAACACCCAUCACUACUCGGAGUGACUGUGGAGAACGCGUGGCAGGGAGCCGGCGAACAGCUGAAGGAUGCCAUGUCGCGUAUAGCACGGAAAGAAGACCCGACGAUCGAGGAUGAGUGGAGGUUCUUUAUCGAAAGGGAACCCGAGGUAGAAGGAGGUCCUCCUUGGCUCGAAGAGACAUACUUGAAAUGGUCGCUCGUCCCUAUCCUCGAAAAGGAACGGUGCGUAGGAUUCAUACAUCCGGUCGGGGACACAACUAGUGUGCGACUAUGGGAGCGUCGCAUGCAGAUGCUCGUUGACCUUGGUGAGGACUUGGUUGCCGCACGCGAUGUCAAGGGUUACUGGGACAAGACACUCCAGGAACUUUCCGACGUCGAUCCUUGUUACGAUAUACCGCUUGCUAUUCUGUAUAGCGUGGAGGCCUUUGAAGAAGGAAGCGCUAUGAAAAUUGGCAGCGAUGGUCCUGCAAAGCAAUGCAGACUGGCCGGAGCUUUGGGGGUGCCAGAAGGCCAUCCGAUUGCUCAAACCGCGAUCAACCUAAGCACAAACGAGCAUGCUCUAGCACCAGCGCUUAGGGAGGCCGUAACAGCACACCAGCCACUUCUUCUUCAGAUCAAGGACGGCACGCUUCCGCAGGAGUAUCUCCGUGGUCUGCAGACGAGAGGUUUCAAAGAUGAUCCGUGCCGGGCUGUCGUGAUCAUGCCAAUUCGGCCGACAAAGAAGGAAGACGCAAUGGGGCUACUUCUGCUGGGUCUAAACCCGAGACGCCCUUACGACAACGACUAUCGUCAGUACAUACUACUCUUGAGUCAAAAACUUACGACUUCUCUGGCCUCCGUGGUCCUUCUUGAGGAGGAAGCACGGAGAGGACGCAAUGCGGCAGAGCAGGCUGCUUAUGAUCAAGCCAUGCUCAAAGAAAAGCUGGCUGUCCAAACAAAGGAAGCGAACGAGUCGAUAAAGAUGUUUGAAGCUCUUGUUGAAUUCGUUCCGGUCGGCAUGUGCUUCGGUGAUCCUCAAGGGAACAUAACCUUUGCGAACGACGCGUGGUACAAGAUGACAGGCUUCCCAGGAAACGGCCCCAUGGGAACCAGUGCCUUCCUUGCCUGUGUCAAAGAAGAGGACCGCCAAAACAUUGUCACCGCAUACGAGAAACUGCAGACGGAGCAUCACGUUGAAUUCGAAUUCAGGGUAAAGCCACAGAACCACACGGACGUCGCUCCAUCUCUAACCCGCAACUCUCCGAGCUUCGAGAAAGCAGGUCUGGAUCUUGUCCCUAUCGAUCAGUCUGAGGAGCGCCAUAUCUUUGCCACCACUAAAGCAGAACGCGCCCCGGAUGGAAGCAUCAUACGGACCAUGACAUGCUUGACGGACGUUACGGCACACAAGCAUGCCGCAGAAGAGGCGGUUCGACGAGCACAGCAGGCUGAGAACCUCAAAAGGAUGGCCGAAUUCGCAACAGUUGGCAUGUACGAUAUGGACCUUGAGGGACGCCUUCUAGGCGCCAACAAUGUUUUCUACGAAAUGUGCGGGUUGCAGAAGGUCGACCCAACUGAGGUGACUAUUAGGCCAUUAGAGACCUGCGUCUGGGCAGAGGAUGUGGGCUUGGUGAUGAAGAAGCUCAAGAAGAUGGUCAUCGAGGAUAAAGUCCAGAAUGUGGAAGCCAGACUCCGGACAACGUGGACUGCCGAUGACGGAGCGGGCCACAAAGUGGUUAUGCCGCGAUGGGUACAAGCGACGCUGAUGCCUGUGCGAUCCACCGAGGGUGUCAUACAAAGCUUCACUGGUUGUCUGAGUGACGUUUCGUUACAAAAGUGGCAGUUGGAUAGGGAGAAGCAACGGAAGGAGGAGGCGAUCGAGUCCAAGCGCCAGCAGGAGAACUUUAUCGACAUGACUUCCCAUGAGAUGCGCAACCCCUUGAGUGCUAUCAUCCAUUGCGCAGAUGCCAUCACCGCCACGCUCUCACGCGUUCAGGAACUUGUCGGUGGCGACCAUCAUGGGAGCGACAGCGAUGCGCGGAGCUAUGCGAGCGAAGGUGCUACAGAUAACCAGCCCAAUCACGAGCUUCGUGCAGAGGUCUGUGAGCUUUUGGAUAACGGCAUCGACAGUGCAGAGACUAUUGUUGGGUGUGCUCAACAUCAGAAGCGCAUCGUUGAUGAUAUUCUCACAAUGUCAAAGCUCGACUCCAAGCUGUUGACUAUUACACCCAUCACCGUGAACCCGAUUCAGAUGGUCAAGGAAGCGCUCAAGAUGUUCGAAGUCGAGGCUCGGAGAGUCGAUAUCAACCUAAGCAUGGUUGUCGACCAGUCAUAUUACGAUCUUGGCGUCAAAUACCUGGACUUCGAUCCGUCACGUCUAAAACAGGUUCUCAUCAAUCUACUGACUAACGCUCUCAAGUUCACCAAGACUGGUCCAACCCGCAACGUCACCGUCGGGCUUAGUGCGAGCUUGACACGUCCAACCGAGGCCACCAGUUCGGUGCAGUUCAUCCCGAGGUCCCAGGAGAGUUACGCCGAGGAUAGCGACACAGCAAGCGUCCAUGACCGAGGAGAACCCAUGUUCCUCACCUUUGAGGUCAAAGAUACAGGCCAGGGUCUGACUGAAGAGGAGAAGAAGAGUCUCUUCCAGCGCUUCGUCCAGGCGUCCAGUCGUACCCAUAUCAAGUAUGGAGGCUCGGGUCUUGGGUUGUUCAUCAGCCGUCGGCUCACGGAACUGCAGAAUGGCGCCAUUGGAGUGGCCAGUCAACCGGGUGUUGGUAGCACCUUUGCUUUUUACAUCGAAGCCUACCACCCCAGUGAGAGCUCUCUCCGUGAUGCUGAGGCGACUGCGGUGGCAGCAAAGGCUGCCAUGUCAGACUUGAUGGCCAAGGCUCCAAAUCUUCGCUCCAUGCGCCCCAGUCAUCCUCAUAGAGGUUCGACAUCGUCGCCGCGGCCAAGCCCAAUAGCAUCCAGUCCUGUAGCUGAGCUUGGCGGGUUGACAAUACCACCACCCCAGAUUCGCGGCAUCAUGGUCGUUGAGGACAACCUGAUCAAUCAGCAGAUCACACGACGUGGUCUCGCCAACAUGGGAUUCACCGUCGAUGUAGCAAACCACGGCCUGGAAUGUCUUGAUAAACUGCAGCGGACCGACCGGUAUGUGAGCGAUGGGGUUUCUGGCACUGCGCUGCCCAUGAACGGCAGCAUCAAUAACAAAGGCGCCAUUCCCGCUAUGAAUGGGACCAUUAACCCACCGCCGCCGGUCAAUGGUGGUUUCCUGAACCAAAGCCAAGCACCACCAGCAACAACGACAACAACGACACCAGCCACCAAGUUCCCCCUGUCAGUCAUCCUCAUGGACAUCGAAAUGCCCGUCCAGGAUGGGCUCACGUGCACGCGCAACAUUCGCGAGCUGGAGCGCCAGGGCAAGAUCACGGGCGGGAGGUUACCAAUCAUAGCCGUCAGCGCCAACGCCCGCAUAGAACAGAUCCUCGAGGCCAAGGCGGCCGGAUGCGACGACGUGCUGAUCAAGCCGUAUCGGAUGCCGGAACUUCUGGAGAAGAUGAGGAUCGUCAUGGGGACGGUUGCUAAUGCUAAUGCUGGUGCUGCUGCUGCUGCUGGUGUUGGUCCUGGUGCUGGUCAGACAGGUUUAGCUUCAAACCCGGCUGCUUCAGGGUCAGGUUCGCCAGGCGGAUUCGGCGGGCUCGGCGAGUCUGUUGUUCAAGGACAAAUACAGACGCAAACGCAAGCACAGACAGGAGGUCAGAGCCAAAGCCAGCGGCAGCAAGGAAGCGAGGAGCGUGAAAGUCAGGAUAAGCAGGCAGCUGGGCAGUCACAGGCACAAGCACAUACGCAGACGCAGACGCAGAAUCAGGCACUGUUGCCAGAUGGCAACCCGGUAGAAACCCAACGGCCCUCCCCCUCCCCAAAGCAGACGACACAAACCAAGGUGGAGUUGGUACCGAUGCAGCCGAGUCCGUGA
Molecule: messenger RNA, 4806 nt
Organism: Neurospora tetraspora
Lineage: Eukaryota; Fungi; Ascomycota; Sordariomycetes; Sordariales; Sordariaceae
Exons: 2
Coding region: 1-4806 (1601 amino acids)
Biological process (GO): phosphorelay signal transduction system; regulation of DNA-templated transcription; phosphorylation
Molecular function (GO): phosphorelay sensor kinase activity
Source: RefSeq, a predicted model, not a curated record